This is a messenger RNA of Paramormyrops kingsleyae, 3695 nucleotides long. RefSeq lists its product as uncharacterized. Gene Ontology annotation, biological process: base-excision repair. The record is from RefSeq and is a predicted model, not a curated record. NCBI's taxonomy places the organism in Eukaryota, Metazoa, Chordata, Actinopteri, Osteoglossiformes, Mormyridae. Gene Ontology annotation, cellular component: nucleus. Gene Ontology annotation, molecular function: double-stranded DNA 3'-5' DNA exonuclease activity; DNA-(apurinic or apyrimidinic site) endonuclease activity; phosphoric diester hydrolase activity.
AGCGACCCGCACUGCGUUGUUGCGAAGUGGGCAGGCCAGCAUUACUUCCGGGACUGCCCGCAGUAGCCGCCCACAUGGUUCGAAGGCACCGGUCCCGAGCAGCUGUAGCUGAAUUGCUGGCAAGCAGCUGCCGCAUGGAGGGAAUAAUCGAUUCUCGAGACAUCGAUGUCAACCAAUCAGCUUCCGGUGUCCAACGCUGUAAGUGACGUUGCACUUAAAAAUCUCUCCCUUAAAUGAAAGGUUACGUUGACAUAAUGGGAGGAUGGGCAAAGCCAAUAUAUAGAAAAUUUUUCAUGGAAAUGCUCUGCCCAUUUCUUUAAAAGAAUCACAUUGUUUUAUCUGCAUGGUGAUAUCUUAUUGUACUUUGCCUCAAACAAAGGACUGGAUUUUAGGUUGAUACCACUACUCUUCUACUACCUGCACCGCGUGCUUGAGCAAAGCCUUAACUUCCGAGUUACUUCACAUAUAUAUUUGUGUGAGAGACCUUCUGUCUGUCUUUUAUUUCUUUUUUAAAGAUACUACAGCCUGCAGCCAGUUUUUGCUGCUCAUGGCUACUGUCUAUCCAACCAUGGCUGUCACAGCUCCAAAAGUACUUAGUUUCCUCAGCUGGAACCUAAAUGGCCUAGCAAGUGCAUUAAAAGAAGGAAAGGAAAAGAAGGAACUCAUGUCCAAGAAAAUGGAUGAGGUGGAUGUUGUUUUCUUUCAAGAAACCCACAUUGGUGAAGGCAAUGAAAAGCUUAUUCAGAGAUUUACAGACUGGCAUUUACAUUACACAACAUAUGACACGGCAAGAAGAGGAGUGGCAACAUUGGUAAACAGAAAGGUACAUUUUAGUCUGAAGGGAGAGAUUAAACAUAAUGAUGGAGGUUACUUAGUUCUGAUUUGUGAGAUUGAAGGUCAGCCGUACACUCUGGUGAGUGUGUACAACCAUCAGACAGACACAGAUAUUCUGAGGGAACUAUCAUCAGUUUUGCAGGAACAUGCCAGCGGGAUGUUAGUGAUUGGAGGAGACUUCAACACUGUACUCAACCCUUACAUAGACAAAACGUCUCCAACACCCAAUCAGGAUCAUUUGAAAUUAUUGCCUCAUCUUAAAACAUUCAUUAGAUCUCUUCAGCUGGUGGACGUCUGGAGGAGAAGAAUCGAAAACAAUCGCUUCUAUACUUUCCAUUGUAAAAAGAACACUUCAAGGAUCGACUAUUUCUUCCUGCCAGAGGAGUGUCUGUGGCGUGUGCAGAAAUGUGAAAUUGAGGACAUUCCUUCUGAUGACCAUCUUCCUAUCAGCCUUCAGCUGAAUAUGGAAGUCAUUAGAAAGGAUCCAAACCUUGACAGUGAAGACCAGCAUAGACCAGACUAUGAAACCUCUGUCAGUGUUUGUAUGGGGAAUUUGUCUUUUAGUCUACAGUGGAUUAAGGAUGAUGAUAUUAUUGAGGCUAUCAAAUCUCUACAGAUGUCGGACACACCAAGACCUAAUGGAAGACCUGUUACUUCCUACAAGUCAAACUAUUGUAUAGAUUUACAGAGCCUCUACAACAAGAUCACUGAUGGAUCAUUUGACUGUCAAAGUCAUCAAUUUAACAAAUCCAUUCCAAAGCAGACCUUCCGUUAUUUCAACAUGGCAGACUUUACAACAGACCCAGAAUAUGAUGACCUUGGAAGCUUUCUUAAGGACAAUGCAUUUGAUAACAGCAACAUUCGCAAAUCUUCAGACAAUAAGUUCUCACUCCCUUGGCAGAUAUUCCAUUUCUUCAAUGUGAAUUAUGUCAUUUUAGCAACGAUUCUUGCCAGGCGCCUGGAAAUGUGCCUGGAGUCCAAGCAACCAGAAAAACCUCUACAGCCUGACAACGAGAAAUACCUGGCAAUGUAUUACCACUUCAUUCAGCGUGAAACAGUAGCAGUUUAUUGGCAACUUAUUGAGAACAGUCUUGAAAAUGUUGUUACAAAUGAUUGCGAGAAGUAUUUAAAAGCCCUAAAGAACAUCCUCAAGAAUGACCCUUCUAGACCACAACACAAGCUGCUGUGCCAUGGUUGCCCUUUGACCCCAGUACUUCGAAGUUUCCUUCUAAAGUAUUAUGCUGAAAAAGACUUAAACAGACAAUCACAGGUCUGUGUGUAUGGGGACUAUGCAAUUUCAGUUGUCCCAAGAGAGAAAUGUAAGUACAAGAUUGAAGGAGAUGGCGGGUAUAGAAUCAUAUGCACCAUCGCAACCGCUCCUCAUCUUACUCGUGAUUCACUCCACAGGAGAAGUGGAUCACCCUCAUCUCCCUUCUUUUUUGAUCAUAUUCUGUCUGAGAGGUACUGAAAUGAAUGUUAGAUAAAUGAAAUGCACCCCAGACCCCUCAGCUAAUAUAAAAAUUGUCUAUGUUUGUUUCAAAAAACUACCUAGUAGAGGCCUACAGCAUGUCUUUGGGAUUAGAGGAAAUUCAGCACCGCUCUGGUUUUUACUCCCCUUGCUUUGUCACUCCGUUAGAGAGUGUGGAAGGAAAACUGUUACGGGUCUGAGAAGACAUGCAUGUUGGGUAGCUGUCACUAUCUUAGGUCUUAGGCAUGAGGAGAAUUCCGGGUCAUAUUGGGGGAAGUGGGCUAUCAAACAGAGCUUACAGGAAACCUGUGGCUACUUCAAGAGUCUGUCAAGACGAGAAUAGCUGUUUGAGGUUAAAGAAGACGUAGGACCUCCAAGGAAUGGGACCAAACUCUACUGGCGAGUUACUCUGAAGGAAACCUAUUGAUCAUAAAUUGCAAUAUGUCAGGAUGUGCUAAUGCAGAUGAUAUUAUAUGAAUAAGGGAACAUAUAUGCUUAGGAUAAUAGUAGUAACAAUGGUAUUUAGCUACUGGGAAUAGUUUGAACCAUGGGUGGGCUUGUGACAAACUUUGAGGGAGGAAGUACGAGGUCAAACAGUGCAGGGUGAGCUGGGACAAGACAGGUGCAUGGGGGAGGGGGCGGUCACAUGAUCGUUUUGGGAUAGGGUAACUAAUGGGGUAACCAAAGCAACUAUGUAACCAAAGCAACUAUGUAUAAGUGAUGUGCCUUUUGAAGUGGCAACUAACUAUAACUAACGUAACUCUUGAAGUAUUAACCAAUCAUUGUUAAUGAGCUUUUUGAUAGGUGAAUCGGCUUACUAUUAGCAGUUAUGUUUCUAAUACUCGGUACAAGUAUGUACUGUACAAAUAAUCAAUGUAAUCUACAUAUGUGAUUACCUACAUUGUAUGAAACCAAACAAUGUAUUGUCCCCAUACUACAGUAUGUGUUAAUUUUGGUAAACUUUGAGCAUAUAAUUUAUAUGGCAUGUGAUUUGAACAUAAAAAAAUAGUAUUUGCUUUUUAAAUGUAGCAUUUCAGCUGUUAUCACAUUACUUAAUGUCUGCAUGUAGUUCCAGUUUUAUUCCUGUUAAUCCACUAUAACAGUAUCUUAUGAUACCCAUCACUUGUUCCAUUAUUAUUUUAACUGUGUAAUAUAAUGACCACUGAAAUAACUGUACAAUAAUUACUUAAGUAAUAAUAAUAAUAAUAUGCUGUGUUCAUCCAUCUAUCUGUCUAUCUAUCUAUCUAUCUAUCUAAUUGUAUUUUAUUUUAUUUUUUUGUUAUUUGUCUACAUACCUCCCUAAUCUCGCAAUACUUGUAUUCUUGGCUGGAGCAACUGUAACAAAACCAAACUUCCCCCAGGGAUUAAUAAAGUAUUCUGAUUCUAACUCAUA